AUGUCUCAUUUACUUAUUCUCAUUCUUUCCCUUACCCAUUCUCAUUAUUCUUCCUGCAUAUUCAUUUUUGGUCAUUUUCUUUUCGAUUAUCUUUUUCACUUGCUUUCUUCUUUUAUUUUGCGCUCUCAUUGUCAUACUUUCUCUCGUUUUUUUGUUUCAUCUUUCUUUCUUUUUCUCUUUCCAAUUAUCAUUUGCUUUCUUUCUUUUCUCUUUCCAAUUAUCAUUUGCUUUCUUUCUUAUUCUCUUUCCAAUUAUCAUUUGCUUUCUUUCUUUUCUCUUUCCAAUUAUCAUUUGCUUUCUUUCCUUUCUCUAGUUACGUUUCUUCUACUUUUUUUACUUUUCUAUCAUCAUUCUGACUUCUUUUUAUUACGCAUUCCUUUUUUUCAUUUUCCUUCCUUUUUUAUAUUUUCCUUUUUCUCUUUUCUUUUCUCUCUUUUACUUUCUAUAUAUAUUUUUGUUAUUCUUUUCAUUCUCUUUCUUGUGUUUUCAUUUUCUGUCUCAUUAUUUUCUUUCGUUUUCUGUUUCUUUCUUUAUCUCACCUCUUUUUCUCUUCUCCCUUGUACCUUUCUAUCUUUCGCUCCCGCCUUUGCCUUUGUUCUCCUCUCCCGUACUCAUCUUCUUCUUUCUGUUUAUUUUACAUUCUUUUCUUUCAUCUUUUUCCAGUAUUUUUCUCUUUUAUUUAAACAUCGCUUUACUUCUCUUCUUUCUCGCUUUCUUUCUUUCUUGCUUUCUAUCAUUCUACGAUUCUCUUCUAUUUGUUGUUUCUUGCUUAAUUGUCUCUUUCUUUAUUUCUUGCUGGCUUGCUUUUUCCUUUCUUUUAUAUUUUACGUUUUCUUUCGUGUUUUUUUUCUUUCUUCCUAG
Molecule: messenger RNA, 861 nt
Organism: Acanthosepion pharaonis
Lineage: Eukaryota; Metazoa; Mollusca; Cephalopoda; Sepiida; Sepiidae
Source: the annotation of a GenBank genome assembly